Molecule: messenger RNA, 408 nt
Organism: Penicillium taxi
Lineage: Eukaryota; Fungi; Ascomycota; Eurotiomycetes; Eurotiales; Aspergillaceae
Product: Cytochrome P450
Exons: 2
Coding region: 1-408 (135 amino acids)
Molecular function (GO): heme binding; monooxygenase activity; iron ion binding
Source: RefSeq, a predicted model, not a curated record
AUGGAAGUAUCUGGCCACCAAAUCCCAGAGGGAAUCACAGUGGGGUGCCACGCAAGAGUUAUCCAUCUGGAUAAGAGUGUAUAUGGCGAAGAUGCUGUAGUGUUUCGCCCUGAACGAUGGCUAGAAGCAGGCCAGGAUCAGCAAAAGCUCAUGGAACGCUGCGGCAUAUGGUUUGGAGCGGGCAAACGCAUCUGUCUUGGCCAGCAUUUGGCUCGUGCAAAAAUCAUGGAAAUAUUGGCAAUGUUGCUGAUGAAAUUCGAGAUUUCUGAUAAUGACCCCGGUGCGAUAAUGGUGUCCGGAGUAAUGCUGUACGAUACCCAACACAUCCAUACUAUAUACAUGCAAAGCUCAGGUAGUGUUGGAAUCAAUGGAAUCUGGACUACUGCAGUGAAUGGAUUCGGGAAGUGA